AUGGCAAAGUCUGAUGCAAAGGUUAGUCAAGGUAAACGAAAUUCUGCACCUAAUGCUAUCAAUAACGUGAAGACAAGACGUUAUUCGCUUUGGAAUUUCUGGAUAUGUGCUACGGUGUUGAAAGUGUUACUAUUCCCAGGUUAUUAUAGCACAGAUUUUGACGUACAUAGAAAUUGGUUGGCCAUCACUAACAAACUCCCACUGAAUAAAUGGUAUGUGGAAUCUACUAGUCAAUGGACUCUUGAUUAUCCCCCAUUUUUUGCAUAUUUUGAAUGGUUCCUUUCUCAAUUUGUUCCAAAAUCAGUGGCAGAAGAUGGGUGUUUGGAUAUAGUAAAAGUCGGCAGCUUCGGUUUGCCAACUAUUAUAUUUCAAAGAAUUACAGUUAUAUUGAGUGAAUUGGUGCUUUAUGCCGCCCUUCAAGUUUUCAUCAACACUAGUGAUAUUUCAGAGAAGAGUGCCAACUUUGUUGUGGCCAGUAGUAUUGUUUUGUCUCCAGGACUUUUGAUAGUAGACCAUAUACACUUCCAGUACAAUGGUUUCCUUUUCGGAAUAUUAAUAUCUUCAAUUGUGGCAGCCAAAAAUAAGAGAUAUAUACUAUGUGCGGCGUUCUUUUCCAUUGCAUUAUGUUUCAAGCACAUCUUUUUGUAUCUUGCCCCAGCUUAUUUUGUCUUUUUACUUAGAGCAUACGUGCUUGAUUUCAGCAGUUUCAAAUUUAGGUCCUACAAAGAUCUUAUAUCAAUUGUACAGUGGUCGAAUUUACUUAAAUUGGCAUCAGUUGUCAUGGGUAUAUUUUCGUUGGCUUUUUUGCCCUUUAUUACAACAUGGCAACAAUUAUUAGCGAGAUUAUUUCCCUUCUCUAGAGGUCUCACACAUGCUUAUUGGGCACCAAAUGUUUGGGCGGUGUACUCUUUCACUGAUAAAGUUCUUACCGUUUUAGUUUUGAAACUACCAUAUUUGCAAAAGAUUCUAAGCAUCGUCUUGACUUCUAUGCCAAAGACUGCUGCUGAUAUUCAUGUCAGGAUUGAGUCAAACAACUCAGGCACUCGUGGAUUGGUUCAAGAUGUGUUUUUCGUUGUUCUUCCUCAAAUUACCCCCAAGUUAACUUUCUUAUUAACUCUAUUCUAUCAGAUCUUGGCUGUCGUCCCAGUUUUAUUCGAUCCAUCCUUCAAGAGGUUUGUAGGUUCUUUGACCCUAUGUGGGUUUGUCUCCUUCUUAUUUGGCUGGCAUGUUCAUGAAAAGGCUAUUAUGUUAGUUAUCUUUCCAUUUUCCUUCUUAGUUCCUUUCGAUAGAAGGCUUUUGACACCAUUCACAUUGUUGGCCUCUGCGGGAUAUGUGUCUUUAUUCCCAUUGCUUUACGAAUCUCAAGACUUUUUACUAAAAUUCUUGUACACUUUCAUCUGGUGCAUUUUAUACUUCUAUGCUAUGGGUCAGACGAGUAAGGUCAACAGAAGCGGUGUAAGAAGAAUUUUUUUCUUUGAUAGAUUAGCAAUUUGUUAUUACUUGCUUUUGAUACCAAUGGUCUUAUUUGUGCAGGCCUUAGAUGUGCUCAAACACAAGUACGCCGCUCUCGACAAAUAUGAGUUUUUGGGACUAAUGAUCUACUCCAUUUACUGCUCCAUCGGGGUCUUAAGCUCCUGGAUAGGGCUUUCUUGGUUGUUCAAUUUUGAUGAGCCAAUGUGGAAUUAA
Molecule: messenger RNA, 1686 nt
Organism: Kluyveromyces lactis
Lineage: Eukaryota; Fungi; Ascomycota; Saccharomycetes; Saccharomycetales; Saccharomycetaceae
Gene: ALG8
Product: dolichyl-P-Glc:Glc1Man(9)GlcNAc(2)-PP-dolichol alpha-1,3-glucosyltransferase
Exons: 1
Coding region: 1-1686 (561 amino acids)
Biological process (GO): protein N-linked glycosylation
Cellular component (GO): endoplasmic reticulum membrane
Molecular function (GO): dolichyl pyrophosphate Glc1Man9GlcNAc2 alpha-1,3-glucosyltransferase activity
Source: RefSeq, a predicted model, not a curated record